Neoarthrinium moseri is the source of this 1725-nucleotide messenger RNA. RefSeq lists its product as uncharacterized. The coding region runs from base 1 to 1725 and encodes 574 amino acids. The record is from RefSeq and is a predicted model, not a curated record. Lineage: Eukaryota; Fungi; Ascomycota; Sordariomycetes; Amphisphaeriales; Apiosporaceae. The transcript is spliced from 4 exons.
AUGCAUUUCAUAGCUAUUCUCGGGCUUUUCUCUGCCAUCAGCGCCGCUGGCUCUGCCACAGUGGGCUUCGAACCUACGGACCAAGUUCCCCUUCUUGGCCCGUCUUUCCUAUCCAACUUCGAUCCCACGAACACCGACGCAAUCCGCAACGCGACCGAAGCUUUUCCUUGCGUGAUUGAUGCACUAUUCGAAAAUGGUGUUCUCAACAAGACCGACCUAACCUUUGCCAUCGACGUUUUCUCCGCUGCUACUAACAAGUCCGUAUACAAUUACUACCACGUAGGGGAGGGCCAGAACAAAACGCUCACAGCUGGAGUUCUCAAUGACAAGACGAUCUCCCGAAUUGGCAGCGUUUCAAAGCUCUUUACCGUCUACGCGAUCAUUGCCAAGGCAGGCAUCGAUGUCUUUAGCCACCCCGUCACGAGAUAUAUCCCUGAACUCGCGCGGAACUCAUCAGGCGAUUCGCUUGAGCAUAUUAACUGGGAUGAUAUCACGGUCGGAGCACUUGCAUCCCACCAAGCUGGCUCUGGAGGACCAACAGAGCUCAUCAUAUGGUUGGUAUUAUCAGGGGAGGCACAACCAGAAGAUUUGAUAAACAUCACACCUGAGCAACUCUUCAAGUAUAUGCGCGAUGUCAAACACCCCGUGACUUCUCCUUUCCAAGGUGCUAUAUAUUCUGAUGCUGGGUUCCUCGUUCUUGGACAAAUUCUUGCGCGCAUAUCGGGUCAGCAAUACAAAGACGCCGUUCGAGAUAUUCUCUUCGAACCCUUGGCACUGGACGGCAUGUCGGCAACUAUGCCGAACGGGUCCGACAUUAACGCGAUUGACCGAAGGCCAGUCGAUCCAGACACAACAUUUGAUGAUGACACUGCAGUCCUUACGCCGUCUGGUGGCUUAUUCGCGAACGGUGCGGAUCUUCGAGCGGCUGGUCUUUCGAUACUAAACUCCGAGCUCCUCUCGCCGUCCGUAACCCGGCAGUGGAUGAAGCCACUCGCUGGCACAGGAUCUUUGGUAGAGCUUGUCGGCGCACCUUGGGAAAUCCACCGCCUGGCAGUCCCUACUACGCCUGGGUCAAGUCGUACUCGCAUCUCCGACCUCUACACUAAGUCAGGCGGCAAUGUGGACUACACAUGUAUCUUUGGCCUAUCUCCGGAUCACGGUCUCGGGUUCUCCAUCCUAGUCGGUGGUUCCACCGCAAGUUCUGCUCGAUGGGAAAUCCGUAACGCGCUCGGCGAGCUAUUCAUUCCUGCAGCCGAAGCGGCGGCCGCCGAUAAUGCCCAGAAUAAUCUGGCAGGCACAUUCAUCGACCAAACAACCCCUGGGACCAACCUCACGCUCAGCGUUGAUGACGACCUCCCAGGACUAGGCCUCAAGGCUUUCUAUAUUGGAGGCGUUGAAAGCUUCCAGAACCUGACGGGUACUACUAAAAAAGCCUCUCUACGCCUAUUUCCCACUGGUCUCACCUCGCACCCACAAUCGCUGGCGUCCCUGUAUAAGGCUGACGGCACCAUCAAAGUGGCACAUCGCACGAUCAAAGGUUUUAUCCCGCUGAAACCUCGCGCAAAAUCCGAAGGUGGCAAGGGCGGUCUCUUUGACAACCAGCAAGUGUGGCAGAACAUCGAUUUUACCGACAGAUUCGAUGAGUUCAUCUUUACCCUCGACCAGGGGAAACUGAUCAGUGUGGAGAGCACUGGUGCCAAUAAAACGUUCACGCGGGUAGAGUAG